UCCUCUGGCUGGGGUUAGUUGUGGUCUCUGCCGGGGAAAGAAGCAUGAGGACACCCAGUGUUACUCCAAAAUCCGCCCCUCACGCCUACACCGGAAGCUGCAGCUCCAGCAGCGGAAGAGGCGCGACCUGGUUUUUGAGUCGCUAUGUCCACGAACAACAUGUCGGACCCACGCAGGCCCAACAAAGUGCUGAGGUACAAGCCCCCGCCAAGCGAGUGUAACCCGGCCUUGGACGACCCCACGCCAGACUACAUGAACCUGCUGGGGAUGAUCUUCAGCAUGUGCGGGCUCAUGCUCAAGCUGAAGUGGUGUGCUUGGGUCGCUGUCUACUGUUCCUUCAUCAGCUUUGCCAACUCCCGGAGCUCAGAGGACACCAAGCAGAUGAUGAGUAGCUUCAUGCUGUCCAUCUCCGCAGUGGUGAUGUCCUAUCUGCAGAAUCCCCAGCCCAUGACGCCCCCCUGGUGAUAUCAGCCUGGAGGAUUGGCACCCUGGGCCCACCUCCCUGUCCACCUCCUCCUUGGCCUGGCCUUGGGCCACAGCUGCAGGGCCAGACUUGCGUGAUGCCAGGAGCAUGGCUCUUUCCCUGGGGUCCCACUUCUGUUGGGGUACAGCCUGGAAAACCUUAGGCACCCUGUCCUGCCUGCUGCCGGGGGACCAGCUGGUCGUGGUUCCAGGGAUACUCACUUGUUUUCCCGUGGAAACCAAUUAGUAAUAAAUAAAGUUUUUCCCUCUGGG
Cavia porcellus (domestic guinea pig) is the source of this 735-nucleotide messenger RNA. RefSeq names its product WD repeat domain 83 opposite strand (gene Wdr83os). The transcript is spliced from 4 exons. The record is from RefSeq and is a predicted model, not a curated record. Gene Ontology annotation, molecular function: protein folding chaperone. Bases 145 to 465 code for a protein of 106 amino acids. Lineage: Eukaryota; Metazoa; Chordata; Mammalia; Rodentia; Caviidae. Gene Ontology annotation, cellular component: endoplasmic reticulum membrane. Gene Ontology annotation, biological process: protein insertion into ER membrane.